AGUUUAACAUAUGUCGUGCGGAAGUGGCUAAGUAGUUAGCAUGCUAGCUUUAGUUAGCUAUUUACAUUUCUGCAGCUAACGGAAACUUAGCUCUGCUUUUAUAACUUAAUGUGGAUUUACUGAAGAUAAACAUCCACUACGGUCAUUAUUCCCGGAUACCAAUGAUGAAGACGUGUCUCUGUUCGACGCAGAGGAGGAUGCAGGGAAAAGGUCGAAAAAGGGGAAUAUUAAGCAUCCAGUGGCCUCCUUCUUCCACCUCUUCUUCAGAGUCAGUGCCAUCAUCGUGUACCUGCUCUGUGAGAUCUUCAGCAGCGGUUUCAUCGGCGGCAUGGUCACAAUCAUCCUGCUGCUCUCAUGUGACUUCUGGACAGUAAAGAACAUCACUGGGAGGCUGAUGGUGGGUCUGAGGUGGUGGAACCAAGUUGAUGAUGACGGACGCAGCCACUGGGUGUUUGAGUCCAGAAAGGGUUCUGGGAAGCAACAAGCGUCAGAUUCUGAGUCCCGAAUCUUCUGGAUCGGGCUGAUUAUCUGUCCUGUCCUCUGGGUCUUCUUCACCUUCAGCACCCUCUUCUCCUUCAAGAUUAAAUGGGUGCCUGUAGUGAUCAUGGGUGUGGUGCUGCAGGGGGCCAACCUCUACGGAUAUGUGCGGUGUAAAGUGGGAGGCAAAACCAGCUUAAAGAACAUGGCUACAAAUUAUUUUGGACGACAGUUUCUCAAACAGGCAAUGUCUAAAGAAGAGGAAUCGUAGAGAGCAACUCUGCGAUUUUAACAUGUUUGCAUUAUUCUUAAUGCUAUUAUAUAUAUUAUUUUAGCAAGUGGAUUCAUAGAAACACAUCUUUAUUACAAUAUGAAUGAAAAUAACCGGUUUUGAUUUCUUUCUAAUGUGAUGUGUGACUCAGUCAGUCCCAAUAGAGGAUGUUUUCUCUUUCCCGUAGAGGUCUGAGGUCGACUCGCUGUUUCCAGUAAGUGAAUCCAGCAAUAAACUCUCAGACUGACUGAUGCUUUAGUGUAACUGCAUGAGUGGAAACAGUGAAACUGACUGUAGUUUGAUGUGUCCUGUCGUCUCACAGCUCCCUGACGGAUCUGAUUUAGUUUAUUUACUUUGGUUUCAUUGCCUCUUAACUUUAACUGAACUUUACUCUUUAUAAAAACCGAAAGUUGUUUCUGAAAGGUGCAAACAUUUGAGUUUGUGUGGUGGACAGGUUGUAAAGUAAUGGUGCACAAUAUUCCAAUAGAGUUGUAAAUAUGUAUGUAAAGAAACCAAGUGGAACAUCUUCUUUUGUGCAAAUACAUUUGUAACAUUUUUCUGAACCGCGUGGUCGUUUCUCUUUAAACAUUAUGCAUCCAGUUUUUUAUUUUUAUUUAUUGCAUUUAAUGAAAUAGUUGCUAUUUAAAAAGUAUGAGUGAAAUCUGAUUAGUUUCCUUAGUUGUCCCCAUAAUAACAACAG
Molecule: messenger RNA, 1448 nt
Organism: Centropristis striata (black sea bass)
Lineage: Eukaryota; Metazoa; Chordata; Actinopteri; Perciformes; Serranidae
Gene: tvp23b
Product: trans-golgi network vesicle protein 23 homolog B (S. cerevisiae)
Exons: 7
Coding region: 329-748 (139 amino acids)
Biological process (GO): protein secretion; vesicle-mediated transport
Cellular component (GO): Golgi membrane
Source: RefSeq, a predicted model, not a curated record